AACAAACUCGUUCAGAAAUCGGAGGUAGAUUUGCGCCGACGGAGUGCUUCAACGUCGCAUCUAUGGCCUCCUCCGCGUUCUCCAUCAGGAGGUACGCGGAGAGCAUGAGGGUCGAGGCGGCGGCGGAGGGUCGUCGUCCUUCGUACAUCGAGGAUCUGCCGCCUAUCAAGGCGCCGAGGUUCUCGUGGUGGGCGGACGAGCUCGCCUCCGCCGUGGCUGCUGCUGGUGCUGCUAAGCCGCUGAAAAAGCGGUCCAUCUCUGACCUCUUUGACCCGGCGCCAGCCUUGGACGUGCCUCCCGGCGGUGAUAGUGGAUGCAACGAGCAAACGGAGGUAGACGGCGACGAGGCGCUGUGCACCAUCGUGAGGCAGGCCAAGGAGGAGAAGUGGAAGAGGAGACGGCAGGGGGAGGAGGACGAGGAGGCGGCAGCGACUGCAGCGCCGGAGAACACCGGAGGACGAGAGCCUGAGGGGAAUUUCGCGGCCACAAAGGACACACUUGAAAGUCCAAACUUCCCUGAUGGACUGGAUACUCAUCUAUCACAGAAACAUGAGACUACACAGCAUCACAGAAAAGAGACAGAAAAUAUAUCAGAGCAGAUCAAUAAUGCGAAGAAGGCUGACACACAAAAAUGCAUUGAUAAUAAUAAAAAGUGCAUUCUAACGUACACAAGGCGCACAUCCGUGAAAAUGGCCAAGGAGAAACAUGGCAAGUCGAAGGACAAGGAGGUAGUAGAACUCUGCCGCAAAUCAGUGAACCAUGUCAACUUCUCAGAAGCAGAUGGUGUACUUGGCAGUAAGAUGCAUAGUUGUGAGCUACCUGAACAGCAAAGUCUGUGCAAACUGUUGUCGGAUGCAAUGGCUUCUUCAUCUUCGCCAUCAUCAUCCAUGUCUAUGGGAGAAGAAAAAUGUGCAACUGUAGAAAGUAGUAAUUCUCAUAUGCCCAAGGAAGCAUUCACCAAAAGUAACGAAGCAAAUAGGCGUUACGAUCAUGAUGACUCUGCUGAGCUUAGUAAGAUGUCUGCUCCAUUGAUUGAUCUGAAUAUGGCACCACCGGAAUGUACUUAUUUGGACUGCACCUAUGAUUCGAAUUUGGAGGUGCCCAAUCUUCAAAAUACACAUGGCGAAACUUUUAAUUCAGAUGCUGAAUUGCUUGAUGGCAGAGAAAACUGGAUGAAUUUGUCUUCCGAUUCACAGAAACUGGAAAACCAACCACCUGCUGUUGACAUGGAAAGAGUAAGGAGUUCAAGAUCGGCAGACACAUAUUUGCAUGGAGAGGCAAAGAAAGCUUGUGACGCAGAUGUUGUUGGUCCACCAUUGAGCUUAAGAGAACUCGGUGAGACUAGUCCUUCUACGAGACAGACAGUUCGUUUGAUGGGCAAAGAUGUCGAAGUUUGCAUGACCAGAGGUGAAUCGUUUGCCGAGACUGCACAGAAACAUAAAGUAAAUUCUACCAGUUCAAUUCAAGCUUCAACAUAUCAUGCAAGCACAAGCCAGGCACAUUUUGAAUACAUGACUCCACAUGAUUCCAGUAGCCUGUUUGCUACAGCACAUGUAUCUUCUGGAGCUCGACUGCCAUAUGAAAACAGGUAUGGGGAUUUUUCAAACUUGCAGACCAAUCAGCCUUUUCUAUUGGGGUGUCCACCUCCUCCCAGUUAUGGUGCAGCAUUCUAUCAGCUGAAUCCGCCGCCUCCUCGUGGUUAUUUCUCUGAUCCUAUCCCUGGGGAAGAACCACCGGCAGCACCAUUUUUGCCUAUAACCGGACAGCAUGGGGCACCAUCUUCAGUUUGCCAUGCCAAUUCGCCUCGGCAACAAAUUGUAGAUUCAGCAAGCUCGUCUGUUUGUGUUCUUAACUCCGUGAGUUAUACACUCAGCCAUCCAGGCCAUGCAAUUCAAGAAGUUUCCAACCAUUCGUCGAGUGGUCGGGGUGUGCAGGAGAGAUCAGGACUGGUGAAGCUCACUCCCGGGGCAAAGCAUAUACUGGUGCCAAGCGAUAGCACGCAUGGCAACUCUGUGCCGGUGCACUCCUGUUUACCAUUUGGUAGUAGGAGCGGAAAUGCUGCAGGGUCUGAAAAUAAAGGAGCCUGGUCGGCACUGCUUUAAUUCCAAUUCAUAUGUUCAGUUGGAGAAUUUUGAAAAAUGUUUGCAACUUUCUUUCUGUGUAAAACUAGAUUGACUGAUCUAUUAUUGAUGAUAGAUCUAUCCCUUUUCCAGAAUCUAGAAACAUUAGGGUUAGAGCUGGGUAUCCUCGUUGGUUUGUAGGUAGUAAGAGAUAGAUAGAGUUUUCCGAAUAUAAAAAUCUGGUUUGGUCACGGCCAAACGGCGGAGUCCGCUUGGAGCAUCUGCGGCUACUGUUCGCUGGAGAUUGC
Molecule: messenger RNA, 2368 nt
Organism: Aegilops tauschii subsp. strangulata
Lineage: Eukaryota; Viridiplantae; Streptophyta; Magnoliopsida; Poales; Poaceae
Source: RefSeq, a predicted model, not a curated record